Trichoplax adhaerens is the source of this 1610-nucleotide messenger RNA. RefSeq lists its product as hypothetical. Bases 1 to 1365 code for a protein of 454 amino acids. NCBI's taxonomy places the organism in Eukaryota, Metazoa, Placozoa, Uniplacotomia, Trichoplacea, Trichoplacidae. The transcript is spliced from 17 exons. Gene Ontology annotation, molecular function: NAD+ poly-ADP-ribosyltransferase activity. The record is from RefSeq and is a predicted model, not a curated record.
AUGAUAUCAGAUAUUUUUUGGGCUUAUAGCAGUGAAAGCGAUAACUCUGAAGAGGAGAAUUAUAGUGCUGGAAUUGAUGAGUUUAUAGAGGCCGCCCGUGAACGUCGUAGAAUGAUUGCGGAUUCUACAGGGGGAGAAUUGUCUACGAAGUUGAUUGGUCCUGAAUGCUUGUUAGUAGGAUGUGCUACAUUUGAAAGGGCUUACAGACGAGGAAAUGAGAGAGUUGGACAGAUUAGUUUGCUGGCUGUGAGAAAUAGAUAUAGGCGAUGCCAUAUUGGAAAGUAUCUGCUUGAGAUAAUUAUGAAUGUGAAUAUAAUGGGGGAAUACGAUGCGAUCGCAGCGUACGUAGAUGACGGUGCCAAAGAUUUCUUUUUAAAUAAUGGAUUCAGCGAUGAUGUCUUGCUAAACAGCCGGUACAAGAAGUAUAUCAAUCACUGGAUUAACAGUACAUUGAUGUGCUACUUGCCAAUGGUUUCAGCUGUUAAUAUAAACAACGCCGGUAGUCUUGAUGAAAUUGUUGAAGAAUGUGAAAAAUGGAGACAGAAAAGUCUCGAGGCUUAUCAAAUGCAAGCUGGCUGCAUGUUUAAGAUGGUAAAAGAGCAGACUGAGUUGAUCAAAGAUUUGGAAGAUCGCUUAAGUAGAAAACAGCAGCAAUUGGAAUAUAUUGAAAAAGAAUUUACUAGGUAUCGUCAGAAAGUUGCAGUAGAUUCUAGAGAGUUGUCAAGAAUGACUGAAGAUGUAGAAAGGCUACAUUUGAGUGAUAAUAGAUCACAAAAUUUUGUUGGGAAGUUUGGUUGUAGAGAUGAAAUUCUGAAAGAAUUACGGUAUCCAGUUGAGGAAUUUGUAAAGUGUAUGGAACAAUGUAUGCAAUCUGGUAGCAGCGUUGAAGUACAAGAAAUCUAUCAGGUUUCUGAGAAUGCUAAAUCAAAAAUUCAAAAUAAUUUUGAUUCUUGCGUGAACUCUUUUGGAGAUAAUGCUUCUGUGCUAACGUUGUAUUAUUGUGGAGGUAAAAGCGGCUUAAAGGGAAUAUUAGAAAAUGGUUUUACUACAGAAGAAUUUGUAAGAGAUAUUUUUGGGCAAGGGUUGUAUUUUUCAAAAUACGCAACACAAGCGAUUUAUUUCAGCAAGCCAGAUGAGGUUUUGAUUGCAAGAGUGGCUCUUGGUCGAGUAGAGUCGGUUGUGAGAAGUGAUGAAAACUGUUGCACACCACCGGAAGGUUUUGAUUCUAUCUUGACUAAAGGAAGACAUUCUAUAACUUAUCAAAGAGAUCCACUGUAUAAGCAUGAAUAUAUUCUAUUUCGUCCUGAGCAGGCGAUGCCUAUCUGUGCUGUGAAGUACGUGAUUAAAACAAGAAGCGGCCCUUAGAGUAUGCUACUACACUAGCUGAACAUGGUAGAAAGAUUUGGAAAAGAGAGAUUUUCGAUUUAGUGAAGAUUGGGAAAUUAGUAUGUGUAUGUCUAGUUUUAUGCUAUUGAAAUUAUAGUGUCAAUUGUCCUUACUGAUAGGUGAUUAAUAUCGUUGGAGGUAGAUAUUACGGUUAGUGUGACUUGUCGCGCAUCACGAUUUUGGAGAAUUUAAAAGUGUCAAUUAAUAAAUUAACGAAAUCAACA